This is a messenger RNA of Hymenoscyphus albidus, 2723 nucleotides long. Lineage: Eukaryota; Fungi; Ascomycota; Leotiomycetes; Helotiales; Helotiaceae. The record is from the annotation of a GenBank genome assembly.
CCCAAUUCAAUGAUUUACAAACUUCCACAUUCGCUUCCCACCUGCAUUUUCCAGACUGACAAAAGACCACCUGGGCACCUCCACCGCUAUCGCGCAUUUCUUCCCAACGUCGCGGAAUCGCGUGAACUGAACCCACAAGCACAAUCGCUUUGAAGGCGCAUACAGCAGCAAUUUCAAAAUGGCUGGUGGCAACGAGAAAGACAAGCUGCAGCGGUACGAACCCCUCAUUACCCCUCCAUCGCCCUUUCGCGGGGUCAACCUCGCAGAGUUUGCGCGCAGCGCUAAUAGUACCUCCUUUGUGUAGAAUCGCUAUCAUAUCUACGGAUAAGUGCAAACCAAAAGUAAAUCCCCAUAUGCCAAUUAUACCUGCGAGAGCCUGGAUUGCUGAUGGCAAGUGCAGAAAUGUAGACAGGAAUGCAAGAAAUCUUGCCCAGUCGUAAAAAGUGGACGCCUUUGCAUCGAAGUGGAUUCAUCGUCCAAGAUCGCCUUUAUAUCUGAGAACUUGUGUAUUGGUUGCGGUAUUUGCCCAAAGAAAUGUCCUUUUGGAGCUAUCAACAUCAUCAAUUUGCCCACGAAUCUCGAGUCCCAGGUUACACAUCGAUAUUCUGCGAACAGCUUCAAGUUACAUAGACUGCCUACGCCACGGCCUGGUCAGGUGUUAGGUCUGGUUGGGUCCAACGGUAUUGGGAAGAGUACGGCGUUGAAGAUCUUGAGUGGAAAGUUGAAGCCCAAUUUGGGCAGAUAUGAUAAUCCUCCGGAUUGGCAGGCUGUCAUCAAGUAUUUCCGUGGUUCCGAAUUGCAAAGUAUGAUGAUCAUCUAAUACCGACCUUCAUGUUACUUACGCGCAUAUGUUAGAUUACUUCACCAAAAUCCUCGAGGAUGACUUGAAGGCCAUCGUUAAACCACAAUAUGUCGACCGUAUUCCAAAAGCGAUCCGCAGCGCCGACAAGACUGUACGAACCCUCAUUGAGGCACAGGCAUCUAUGGACAACAUGGAAGAAGUUCUUGAUAUUUUGGGUAAGAGAGCUCGUUGAUCUAGAUGCUUCAAUACUAACCGAGAUGCCAGAAUUAAACCACAUUAUGGACAGAGACGUCAACCUUUUGUCAGGUGGAGAGCUCCAAAGAUUCGCCAUUGGUACCGUCUGUGUGCAACAGGCAGACGUGUAAGUGAUGUCAGACCUUGAAAAUUUCUGGCACCAAGCUCACAGAUUCUAGCUAUAUGUUUGACGAGCCGUCCUCCUACCUUGAUGUUAAGCAACGUUUGAGUGCUGCAAAGGUCAUCCGUUCAUUACUUCGACCAGAUGAUUAUGUUAUCUGUGUUGAGCACGAUCUUUCAGUGCUUGAUUACCUCUCCGAUUUCAUUUGUGUUCUCUACGGUAAACCAGCCGUCUACGGUGUGGUCACACUUCCAGCAUCCGUACGAGAAGGUAUCAACAUCUUCUUGGACGGAAACAUUCCUACAGAAAAUCUUCGGUUCAGAGAAGAAUCUUUGACUUUCCGUAUCGCUGAGGCCGCUGAUGAAUUCAUGGCUGAUCGAUCCCGUGCAUUCCAAUACCCCUCAAUGGAGAAAACACUUGGAAGUUUCCACCUCAAGAUUGACGCCGGAGAUUUUACUGAUUCUGAGAUUAUUGUCAUGAUGGGCGAGAACGGAACAGGAAAGACCACUUUUUGUAAGAUGUUGGCUGGUGCUACAGCCCCCGAUGGUAACCAAAAGGUUCCCGGUAUGAAAGUCAGCAUGAAGCCCCAAAAGAUUACGCCAAAAUUUGAAGGAACCGUUCGACAGUUGUUUUUCAAGAAAAUCAAGACUGCCUUCCUUCUCCCUCAAUUCCAGACGGAUGUUGUCAAGCCUCUCAAGCUUGAGGAGUUCAUCGACCAAGAAGUCAAGACCUUGUCUGGAGGAGAAUUGCAGCGUGUUGCCAUUGUCCUCGCCCUUGGUAUGCCUGCAGACAUCUACCUCAUCGAUGAACCUUCCGCCUACUUAGAUUCUGAGCAACGUAUCAUUGCUGCUCGUGUGAUCAAGAGAUUCAUCAUGCACUCCAAGAAGACUGCAUUUAUCGUCGAGCACGACUUCAUCAUGGCAACAUAUCUUGCAGACCGUGUUAUUGUCUUUGACGGACAGCCAGGAAUUGACGCUCGUGCCAACACACCCGAGUCUUUACUCACAGGUUGCAACAAGUUCUUGGAGAAUCUUGAUGUCACUUUCCGUCGUGAUCCAAGCAACUACCGACCUCGCAUCAACAAGCUCAACUCUCAACUGGACCAAGAACAGAAGUUGAGUGGCAACUAUGUAAGUCAUCGAACUUUCAAAUGUCACGCGUUAUAUGUACUAAUCGAAUCUUCAGUUCUUCCUGGAGGAAGACAAGUCUUCUAGUAGUUGAACUGGGCGCACCAAAUAAACCAUCUCCCGCGGUGCAGGAUGCAUCGAUAGGCGUUAAGGGGUUAGCAUUGCAAGGCGUAAAGGGUAGGACGGGCCUUCUGGAUGAAGAGACCUGCAACGAGCAAGACGAGCCUGAUGACUAACAUCAGCGGCGGCAUUCUUCCCCCGUUUUCUGGUCCCACGAGCCUACUGCCAUUCAUUCCCUUUAUUUGUAUCAUCGGCAAUUGAGUAAGUGGAUGGAGGGAUUACGGUUCAGGCUGGAAGAAUUGCCGUCGGUAACCGAGAUGCUGGUAUUAUGUGCACAUGUACCAACAGCAUUUUGAAAUCAUGGUUACGGAGUGAAUAA